CGAAAUGGAUAUGCAUGUUUCUAUUACUUUGUGUUUGGAUUGAUUAUAGUUUGCAUGCAAUGCAACAUUUUUUCUAAAAAUCAUAUAAUAAUAUAUAUGUUCCUACCUUUCACCUUCACCCAUCUUAUUUUCAAUUACCCAAACCAUUUCCUCUCUCCCAAUUACCUAUAUAAACAUCUGCUAAGUAUGCACACAAUAAUACAUAUUCUCGGAUCCAUCAAAAACUAAACUGCUUGAAAUGGCUUCAAAAGUUGUCUUCAUCUUAUUAGCUGCCGGAGCUUUUGUUUUUGGCGCGAAUGCUGGUCGGAGCCUCGGCGGUGCUGCCGGGCUUUACGAGAAGAAAGGAGUCAAUGACUAUGAGGACCAGAAAACCUUCUUCCACUAUAAGUACGGGUUUCCCCCCUACUACGGCGGAGGUGUGGGAGGAGCAGGCGGCGGAGGAGCUGGUUUUGGGCCGGGUUUCGGCGGAGGCGCCGGAUUCGGGGGCGGUUUGGGCGGCGGCGGAGGAGGCUUUCCGACCCCGGACCUUGGCAGCGGCGGCGCGUCGGGGUUCGAGCCCGGUGUCGGGAAUGGUUUCGGGUCAAGCUUUGGCGGGUUCGGAGGUGGUCAGUCGGGUUUUGGUGGGGCCGGAAGUGGGUUCGGGUCCACGGUCGGAGGCCUUCCGGGCGGCGGCUCCUCCGGCUUCGGAGCCGGAGGAGGCAAUGCCGGGAUUGGGCCGAACUUCGGCGGGUUUGCCGGAGGUUCCUCCGCGCAGUUCGGAGGUGUAGGGGCCACGGGCCCCUUUGGCACUAGACUCGAAGCUGGCCUAGGGGGCGGCCCCACCGCAGGCGACAGCAGUCCUAGCGGUGACACCGACAGUAAGGUGCCACCUGCGGGAAUCAUCGGCGACGGCCUGUAGACUAUGAAUGCAUGUUCCCUUUCAAAUUUAAUUUCAUAAUCAUAUCACAAAUAUUAUUAUACUGAAAGAAACAUAAUCCAUCCUC
This is a messenger RNA of Cuscuta campestris, 983 nucleotides long. The record is from the annotation of a GenBank genome assembly. Lineage: Eukaryota; Viridiplantae; Streptophyta; Magnoliopsida; Solanales; Convolvulaceae.